This is a messenger RNA of Medioppia subpectinata, 1421 nucleotides long. NCBI's taxonomy places the organism in Eukaryota, Metazoa, Arthropoda, Arachnida, Sarcoptiformes, Oppiidae. The record is from the annotation of a GenBank genome assembly.
AUGGAAGUGUUUCAAAAACCAUUGUCCGAAAUAGAAGAGCAAAGGUUUAAGGAAUUUGGCAAAAUUCAUGGCUUUUACGACUUCAAUAUACCGGUGCUGACCGUCGGAGAACCGGAACUCAUAAAACAAAUUCUGGUCAAAGAUUUCCAGGCAUUUGUCAAUCGUCGCGAUCUAAACAUGAAAUCAAAAUUCUUCAACAGUUGGCUAUUGUUUGUGAGGGACGACCACUGGAGACGAUUGCGGGCAACCAUUUCGCCCACUUUCUCGAGCGCUAAACUCAAGAAAAUGUUUCCUAUGAUUGACGACUGCGUUGAGGCUGUGGUGAAGAAGUUGGGCGAGUAUUCGCAGAGCGGAUCCGAUGUGGACUUGAAAUGGCUGUACGGCUCGUAUACCAUGAAUGUGAUCGCGAAGUGUGCCUUCGCUACCGAUACCAAUGCACUCGAGGACAGGAAUAAUGCAUUCGUGAAGUGGGCCUACAAAGUGGUUAACGUUCCCCUCUGGAGACUCGUUGUCCACUCAGUAAUGCCGGCAUUUCUUAGAGAUUUGACCGGUUUUACGAUCGCAACUCCGGAAUCGUUUCAAUUCUUUAAAGACGUGGCCAAACAUGUGCUCAAAGAACGAAAGGCAAACCCAAACCCCAACGCAUCCAACGAUUUCCUGCAACUACUGGUCGACGCCGAGAGAAACGACGAUUCAAUACUCGAUGAGACCAAUGAAUCCGUCGACGAAGUGAUGGCCAAUAGAAACGCAUUGAAAGUGAACUCAAACGCCAGCAAAAAGCUGAACGAAGACGAAGUGAUUGCAAAUAUAGUGCUCUUUCUUGUGGCCGGUUAUGAGACGACCGCAUCGUUGCUAUCGUUUGCAACAUAUAAUCUGUCACUAAAUCCCGAUUCACAGCAACUUCUGUACGAAGAGUUAAAGUCGUGUCCGGAACUGAACUACGAGUCGGUCUCGAAGUUGCCAUUUCUCGAUGCAGUCAUUUGCGAGACUUUACGACUCAAUAAUCCGGUCACACGAGUGGAAAGGGAGGCUCACGAGGACUAUGUGUUGGGCGAUACGGGACUCACAGUGAAAAAGGGUUCAAUUGUUGCCAUUCCUAUACACGCUAUACAUCACGACUCGGAAUACUAUCCAAAUCCACAUCAAUUCAAACCCCAGCGCUUCUAUGGAGACAACGCUAAUAGCAUAACGCCGUAUACUUACCUGCCAUUUGGUGGCGGACCCCGGAAUUGCAUAGGAAUGCGGUUUGCUUUGGUUGAGGCCAAGUUAGCCCUGGCAAACAUUCUGAUGAACUUUGAAUUCAGUAAAUGUGCCAAAACUGAGAUACCAUUGCGUUAUAUGAAUACCAGACCCGGACUUCUUCAGGCCAUCAGUGUCUGGGCUAAUGUCCGCCGAAGAACUCACGCCUAACUUAUGUUUAA